Messenger RNA from Loa loa (African eye worm), 342 nucleotides. RefSeq lists its product as hypothetical. The coding region runs from base 1 to 342 and encodes 113 amino acids. The record is from RefSeq and is a predicted model, not a curated record. Lineage: Eukaryota; Metazoa; Nematoda; Chromadorea; Rhabditida; Onchocercidae. The transcript has a single exon.
AUGAAUCAUGGUGAAUUACGAUCAAAACGACAUCAAAUAUCCACUAAAUCAUCAUCAGAAAGCAGCGAUUCAAAAGAUUACGAAGUAGAUGAGGAAUCAGAUGACGAAUUAGCCGCUCCAGCUUCAGACAAAACUAGCGAAUCAGCAAGUUCAGAAGAUGAUCAUGAUGAUUCAGAGGAUGAAAUACCGGCUGUAAUUUUCAAUCAUCCUUUGGUAAACGAUUUAUUGGAUCGAUUUAUGCGUGCGCAAUUACAAACUGAUACCAAUGUUAACAAUAUCAAUCAUGGCAAAAAUGCCGGAAAAAAGUUUGAAUUUCUUAUUAAUCAAUUAAUUAAAAUCUGA